ACGCAGCGCUAAUGGAUGCAGCUCACAGGCAGCAGACGUGCUAGUGCUGCUGUGGAAAUACCUGUCAUUAAUUAACCAGCGGCAUUACUACAUCACCUAGUAUCAGGAAGAGCUUUCCUGGACUCGUAACCAAAUAGCCGGUGUGUGUUGCUUAUAACUAUCUGCAGACCCUGCGGUAAACUUCAGCUCACGUCUUCGGGUUUGCGAGUAGCCCUGGCUAUUCGGCAAUAGAGACCUGAAUUUGAGCAUCAUGGCCAACUCAGCUGUCAGUAUACGGGUUUUCUCACUCAACUGCUGGGGUAUCCGCUACCUUAGUAAAGAAUGUGCUCAACGUUAUGCUAUGAUUGGAGACCUGUUAAGCAAUGGGGAACAUGAUAUUGUGUUAUUGCAAGAGGUGUGGAGUGAGAAAGAUUUCAUUGGUUUGAAAAAGAAACUGGUCUUUAGUCAUCCUCACUCCCAUUAUUUUAAAAGUGGUGUCAUUGGCAGUGGACUGGCCAUUUUCUCCAAACACAGAAUCCAUGAUACAUUUCUUUACCGCUACUCACUUAAUGGUUAUCCUUACAUGGCUCACCAUGGUGACUGGUUUGGGGGAAAAGCUGUUGGAAUGGCAAUAAUACAAGUUGGCAACUUGACUGCCAAUGUUUACGUCACUCAUUUGCACGCUGAGUACUGCCGGGAGAAGGACUCAUAUCUACCUCAUCGAGUGGUCCAGGCCUGGGAGCUACAGCAGUUCAUACGUCACACGUCUCGAGGAGCCGAUGCUGUGAUUUUAGGGGGUGACCUCAACAUGCACCCACAGGACCUCGGCACCAGACUACUGAGGUCAUACACUGGACUGAGAGAUGCCUAUUUAGAGACCUCACAAUUUGACGGUUGUGAAGAUGGCAUAACCCUUAUAGCAGACAAUCCUUUUAUCAAUAAAAAAGAACUAGUUCCUUUUGAGAAGGGAAUACGGAUUGAUUACAUAUUAUUUAAGGGGUCGCUGAAAGCAGAGAUUCGAUGUGACUUCAUGUCCACCACCAAAGGCUCUGUUCCUGACAAACCUUUCCCUUAUUCUGACCAUGAAGCUCUGACUGCAGAUCUUCGACUAAAGCCACUCAUUUCACAAGAAACUACACAUGACAAUGACUCUACACAUGACUCUAGUAAGGUUGCUGAGUUGGUGGACAUUCUGACUGAGGCUCGUACUGAGGUGAAAGUGGGUCUGCACUGUGCCGAGAGAAUGCGCUACACCGCCACUCGCACGGGCAUCAUGGGGCUGGCUCUGCUUAUUCUGGAGCUAGCCAUCGCAGCUGUGCCCUGGUUGGCUUUGGGAGCAGAGCAACCUUUCCCUCGCACCUCCUUCUACUUACUGGCUGCCCUGUGCUGUACCAUCCUCAUCACAACAUUUCUGCUGUAUCUUUUUUACACAAUGGAGCUUAAGUCCCUGCAGGGAGCAGAGGAUCAGAUGAGGCUGGCUGUGGGGGGCCUGCAGGAGAGGCUCAGAGGGGUCUCUGUGGACCACACUCCACUCCGCAAACCCCCAGAGGGAGAGGAACCCAGUGAUUUUGACACAGAAGAAUAACACUGCUCCCAUCUGAUUUCAUUAGAUCACGUAAAAGGUGCACCAUGUAACUUUUCUGGUCUCCAUGGAGAUGUUAUUACUUUGAUGAUGCAUUGGAUUUAUACAGCACCUUUCAAGACAGAGAGCUUUACAAUGCAUUAUUCAUUCACUCCGCAGCCACAGCUGCCCCGGGGUUGACUGAUUGAAGCCAGACAGCCAAUCUUUCAAACUUAGGCAAAACACUACAACCACAAAGACGCUACGGUUUCUUUCACUAUAGCCAGAACCAUCACUACUGUGAUACCUGGUAUUCCCAGCGGCCUCUCAAAGAAGGACUUUGCCUGGAAUGUCUUCUGCAUGGCACUAAACUCAUCUGUCCUGUAUCUAUUAAAUUACUGUUGUUUUUAUUGCUCAAAAAUGGCUUAAAAACGUGCAUUCGUACUGUGAGUGGACUCACCUGUCCACAGUUUGGAUGUGUUACUUGACCUGCUGACCUCGCCUGCUUAUCUCUGUGGAGAUAGACAGUUGUUAUUCUGUACUGUGGAACAAAGCAAUAACAUCUCCAUGUUCCAUAGUUCACCUUUAACAUAAUGUAGUAUAUAGAUGCAUAGAAAUAUCUUCAGAUUGUGUUUUUACUUGAGAUUUGUACUUGUUUCACAAAAUGAAGGAAAUUAACCACAUUUGAGAUUAUUUGUUGACAGUACUGAAGAGCAAAUGCAGUAACAUUUUGUACAUUUUUAAGCAA
This is a messenger RNA of Boleophthalmus pectinirostris (great blue-spotted mudskipper), 2288 nucleotides long. It is a transcript of the gene smpd2b, whose product is annotated as sphingomyelin phosphodiesterase 2b. NCBI's taxonomy places the organism in Eukaryota, Metazoa, Chordata, Actinopteri, Gobiiformes, Gobiidae. Gene Ontology annotation, cellular component: cytoplasm. The record is from RefSeq and is a predicted model, not a curated record. Gene Ontology annotation, molecular function: sphingomyelin phosphodiesterase activity. The coding region runs from base 251 to 1564 and encodes 437 amino acids. The transcript is spliced from 11 exons.